AUGCCAGUUCAUGGAUGUGCUACUAGUUUCAAGCCAAUGACAAGUUCCCAGACACGACCUUCUUUACACCGCCAUACGAUGGAAGAGCCAUGGAUCAAGCUUCAACUCGAACACUCACACUUGCAUGCAACCCUAUUGGCCUGGCUGAAAAUUUGCCUUGCACAUCAAAAGGGUCCUGCCAAGAAACACCCCAAUGAUUCCCGUAAUCCUACCGCGUGGACGACUACGAACCCGAAGAAGACUCGCGCUCACCGCGGUGAUCAGCAUCAAGGGAUGGCUCACCGCGGACAGGAAGAAGUCAUUUCUUUCCCUUUCACCCCCAAAAAACGUAUACGUAGCUACCUCCUGGCGGACGAAGGUCAAAGGACAAAGGUCGGUGGCAAGCUUACAAAUCGAUCAGAAAACGCGAUUCUGAUGCACUGUGUGGCGCAGGGUUCAGACUUACCAGCCCUGAUCAGUAUCACAGAAGCACAGCACGACCAACGGACGGCGUUAUCUGUCAACUAG
Suillus subaureus is the source of this 507-nucleotide messenger RNA. RefSeq lists its product as uncharacterized. The record is from RefSeq and is a predicted model, not a curated record. The transcript is spliced from 6 exons. NCBI's taxonomy places the organism in Eukaryota, Fungi, Basidiomycota, Agaricomycetes, Boletales, Suillaceae. Bases 1 to 507 code for a protein of 168 amino acids.